Zingiber officinale is the source of this 1098-nucleotide messenger RNA. Its product is annotated as thaumatin-like protein. The record is from RefSeq and is a predicted model, not a curated record. Gene Ontology annotation, biological process: defense response. The transcript has a single exon. The coding region runs from base 143 to 898 and encodes 251 amino acids. NCBI's taxonomy places the organism in Eukaryota, Viridiplantae, Streptophyta, Magnoliopsida, Zingiberales, Zingiberaceae. Gene Ontology annotation, cellular component: extracellular region.
CCCUGCCUCUUGUCCUUUCUUGUUCUCUGCUCCUUUCUCGGGUGAGCGUAGUCGCCUCCCCUUCUUCUCUGCUCCUUUCUUCGACCCAGUCAAAGUUAGCGCCGUUGUGAGAAAGAGAGGGACGUGAAGGAGAGAGGAGUCCAUGGAGUUCGGCCUCACAUCGCUCUCGUGCUUUCUCCUUUCUGUUUUAGUCCUCGUCAAUGCUGGCUUGUCAUCGGCUGCCUCGCUCGCCUUCUACAACAAGUGCCGGGAGACUGUGUGGCCGGGCAUCCAACCCAGCGCUGGCAAGCCAGUUCUCGCCCGCGGUGGCUUUCAGCUUCUUCCCAACCAGGCUUAUUCCGUCAGUCUCCCCGACGGCUGGUCUGGCCGAGUCUGGGGCCGCCAGGGCUGCGACUUCCACCCCGCCAAUGGACGCGGCCGCUGCGCCACCGGCGACUGCGGUGGUUCUCUCUUCUGCAAUGGCCUCGGCGGCGCGCCGCCUGCGACACUGGCGGAGAUCACCCUUGGUGACGGCCGCGCUCAGGAUUUCUACGACGUCAGCCUUGUGGACGGCUACAACCUCGGCAUGUCAAUGACGCCCUUCCGCGGGAGCAGCGGGCGGUGCGGCCGUGCUGGAUGCGUCAGCGACCUGAAUGAGGUCUGCCCGGCGGGCCUGGCAGUGCGCGGCGGCAGCGACAACCGCGUAGUCGCAUGCAAGAGCGCUUGCUCCGCCUUCGGAUCCCCGCGGUACUGCUGCACCGGCAGCUUCGGGGGCCCGCAGCAGUGCAAACCCACGGCUUACUCGAGGUUGUUCAAGGCAGCGUGCCCCCGAGCCUACUCCUACGCCUACGAUGACCCCACCAGCAUUCUCACCUGCACCGGCGCCAGCUACCUCAUCACUUUUUGCCCUCAGCGCUAGAUUACUCACUUUCAUAGUCAGUUGCUGGUAGUACUAGUAGCGUAGUGAUGGUCUGGAUCUUCAAUCUAAAAUAUUCAUCCAUUAGGAGAAAUGUACUAGUCGGUGAACUGCUAUCUGCAUCUCGUGGAUGUUAUGUGAUAUGGUCUGCCGCCGGUAGGUCUUUACUUGAUCUUUACCUUGCACGUGCUUUUCUUGCAAAA